AUGAGAGCUCUAUUGGUUCAACAGGGUGUUGCAGAAGCCUUGCAAGGGCCGGCGGCAUUGCCGGCCGACACGAGAGAAGAUCGUCAUACUGGACAAGGCCCACAGUUUGAUAAUCCUGAGCUUGGGCGACAAAGUUAUGAGGGAGGUGUCGAGGGAGACAACGGGUCCAGCAAUUUGGGCCAAACUCGAGAGCAGAUCAACGAGUUCAACAAGAUCAUCGACGACCUUGAGAACAUCGACGUCAAGAUGGACGAUGAGGACAAGGCACUGCUGUUGCUAAACUCUAUUUCUAAGAGCUACGAGCAUUUCAAAGAUGUGGUGCUCUAUGGAAGGGUGCAUGCUAUUACUCUGGAGGAGGUUCAAUCUCUGAUUAGAGCCAAAUAA
This is a messenger RNA of Phalaenopsis equestris, 384 nucleotides long. RefSeq lists its product as uncharacterized. Lineage: Eukaryota; Viridiplantae; Streptophyta; Magnoliopsida; Asparagales; Orchidaceae. The record is from RefSeq and is a predicted model, not a curated record. Bases 1 to 384 code for a protein of 127 amino acids. The transcript has 2 exons.